AUGAGAAUCUCGAAUCUCAUCGCCGGCAUCGCGUCGGUUGCUGCGCUGCUUCCGUCUUUGGUGGGCGGCACCGCGGCGUCCCCUCUUGAGGUCUAUCGCCAACAGGACGAGGUCCAGUCCGCAGUCCUCCACAACCUGGAACACCAUGCUCGAGACCCUCAGGACUCUGAUGAUUUUCUCAGCUACGACUAUGGAUACUCGGGCCCUCCUCCGCCUCCUCCGACCACCUAUGGCGAGGAGUCGUCGACAGAACAAAGAAUACUCAACAGAAGCCAGCAUGGCGACAAGCGCGAGCGGGACAUCUAG
Molecule: messenger RNA, 306 nt
Organism: Colletotrichum siamense
Lineage: Eukaryota; Fungi; Ascomycota; Sordariomycetes; Glomerellales; Glomerellaceae
Exons: 2
Coding region: 1-306 (101 amino acids)
Source: RefSeq, a predicted model, not a curated record